CAUCGCUGUUGAAGCUUGAAAGUGAACUCAGAGUUCAUAGCAUUGGGACGGAAGUCUCCGGUGCUUAGCGCUUGCAUUUUCAGUCGAGAAGGAACUAUCAGAAAGUUCACAAGGAGGAAAAAGAACAAACAACUACGAUUACACGCCGGAGCGGGAGAAAACACGGGAGGAUGACACUGGGUCUGAUCAAUGCGAAUCCAAUUGUCCACGCCAAGAAGGAGAGGAUCGCUCGAACCGAAGAUCUCCACGGGGAUGAUGCUGUUGAUCCCCUCGAUAUCUAUGAUUUCGUGAGGGAUAUCAGAGACCCAGAGCAUCCUUAUUCGCUCGAACAGCUCAGCGUUCUCUCUGAGGAAUCCAUUACUGUAGAUGAGAAGCUCGGACGAAUUCUGAUAACCUUCACUCCGACCAUCCAGCAUUGUAGUAUGGCAACAAUCAUUGGUUUAUGCCUUAGAGUUAAACUGAUGAACUAUUUUCCUUCACAUUUCAAGGUUGAUAUUAAAGUAGCACCAGGAUCUCAUGCAAAUGAAGAAUCAGUUAACAAGCAGUUGAACGACAAGGAAAGAGUUGCUGCAGCUCUGGAGAAUCCCAACCUUCGCCAACUUGUGGAUGAGUGCAUCUACUCUAACGAACUUUAACUAAGCUUCUUGUAGGUGCAACCUGUUGUACAGUAAAUGCUUUAUUGUUAUGGAUAUAUGCAACCAUGCAUGACUUUUGGGUUUGUAUAAAAUAAUAGGAUCCUUGGAAGCCCUCUUCUUUCUACUGAUCCUCUUAUUUGUUAGCUUACAUGGAUGCACCUCUGAGUGUUCUCCUACAAGCUGCAACAAGCAUGGGCACCCCAUCAGCUCAUUGAUUCAGAUCGUUCAAUUGGUGCACCAUCUUUCGACUUGAGUGUGCAAGCAGCCCAAGAACAAUUUAAUAAUGAUGACGGUCCAAGGAAAAAGGAAAGUGGGGACUGGGGAGGGGUUGAUAAAAAUAGAAGAAAAUGAAAUUUCCUAAUUCAGGCUGCAUUGUUAUGAAUCAGCAGACUGCAUCAUGUACUCCUAUAUAACAAGCAUAUUUUAGCAGUUCUAUUCUCGGCGUCCCUGCUGAGGUAUUUCCAUCCA
This is a messenger RNA of Nelumbo nucifera (sacred lotus), 1103 nucleotides long. The record is from RefSeq and is a predicted model, not a curated record. Lineage: Eukaryota; Viridiplantae; Streptophyta; Magnoliopsida; Proteales; Nelumbonaceae.